AAUUUAAAUUUUGUAUAUAUAGCAGGGCGCCAACGCAAAUUUGGUGAUUUCGACAGCACUCGGUUUUAGGUUAUGUUAGGAAAAUACAAAUAAAACAUGUCCAAUUUAAUAAAAAAGACUUUUACGUUACUUUCGUCUCCGAUAACUGGCGGAAAUUUCGCCGCUUCAACGAGAAAUUAUGCUGUGCGCAAGAGGUUUUACAAAAAUUCAAGUAUAUUGAGAAGCGGAGGUAAAUUCGAAGUAACUCUAGAUCAACGCAAAUUAAAGACACCUAAAGGCAACUUGUUUACUGUGGAUAGCGAACCAUUGGCACUUGCAGUUGCAACAGAAUGGAACAGUCAAAAAGACAAAAUUGUACAAAGUAAAAUGCAUAUUACUACUUUAUGUAAUACAGUACUAGAUAAUCCCAACAAUUUAACCAAGUUUGAUAUAGUCAAUUAUAUAACAAAUUACUUGGAUACAGACACAAUUUUGUUUCAAGCAAAUGAAGAUGACGAUUUAUUAAAGGUACAAGUACAACAGUGGGACCCAGUGAUAGAAUGGUUUAAUAAAAGAUUUGAUGUCAACAUAAAAAAGUCAACUCAAAUGGACAUACCACCUGUUUCUGAAAAAGACAAAGCAACCUUAACUAAACAUUUAUUGUCACACAAUUUUGCAGCAGUUAAUGGUUUUAUGUAUGGAGUGGACACAUUAAAAUCAGUAAUUUUAACUCUAGCAUGCACAGAGAGAUUCUUAACACCAGAAAAAGCAGUUUUGUUGUCCAGAUUGGAGGAAGUGUACCAAAGCAGUAAUUGGGGCCGAGUUGAAUGGGCACAUGAUUUAAAUCAACAAGAUUUACAAGCCCGAUUGGCGGCGGUUACAUUAUUUGUUUAUUUCAAUUCUCAGUCCACAAAUGUACAGUCAAAAAAUAUUCAAUAAAUUAAUUGUAGACUAUUA
Molecule: messenger RNA, 936 nt
Organism: Aethina tumida (small hive beetle)
Lineage: Eukaryota; Metazoa; Arthropoda; Insecta; Coleoptera; Nitidulidae
Product: ATP synthase mitochondrial F1 complex assembly factor 2
Exons: 5
Coding region: 97-918 (273 amino acids)
Biological process (GO): mitochondrial proton-transporting ATP synthase complex assembly
Cellular component (GO): mitochondrion
Source: RefSeq, a predicted model, not a curated record